ACGUCCUAUAUCACGUUUGUUUUGGAAGAAAAUCGAACCCAUAUAUUUAUAUGCACCAUAAACUGCACCUAUGAAAAGCAUUAAACACUUCAAAUGCACAUUGUAAGAAGCGGUACUUUACAAGGUUACUACUCGGCUGUAACCUUCGCUGUUAGCAUUCCCGAAAGGCGACUGGUCUUUGCAUUAUAUCGAUUUAUCAGACACUAAACGAUCAUAUCCUACCAAAAAGCACAAAACACAACCAGCUCAUGAAUAUCGGAGUUUGACUUUCUAUAAUCGCAAAAAACAAUAAUAAUAAAAAGCAGAGUACUAUUUCCUACUACAAACGCCGUCAUCUUAAUUCGCUUAGAUAAGCACUACAGAUGCAUACGCAUGUCUCCAAAAGGGCGUUUACCACAUUACUGCUUAAGCAUAUAAAGCAAUAGUCGGAGUAAAUAAUGUCCUUUUAGUGCUUAAGAAGUGACUUCAGUCUCCUCUUCGGAUCGGCGAAGCUCCGACACCCGCACAACCGCGCCGAUCUGGGCGAUGGCGACAGAGGCACACUUAUAACUGGUUUCCACCCACUUGAACCGGAACCUUUCGGGGCCGCUCGGCUCUGCGCUCCGGAGCCUCCGGUGACAGGAGCGGCGGCGGCGUCGCCAUCGUCCAUUUAACGCCUCCCGCUGUCAUCCGCAUAUUGACCAGCAAAGAAAAUCACAGACGCACGACAGCGGAUCUUACUGCGUUUACUGAUUAUUUAUUAUGAUCCGUCACGACAAGCGGCCGGGCGACUGCGUGGGCCGUGGGGACUUCGGUUUUUGUCUGAAUGCGACCGUAAGAGAGAGAAAAGGCGAGGUGCUCUGUUUCUUAGAUGGGGGGGUUAGCCUGGAUCCGGAGCAGGCAGGCGCUAUAUAAAUGAUUGUGCAUAUAUAUUCCGGUUUCUCAUUUCCAGCAUAGCCGCCCAGGUGAUCGGGGAUCUGUGACGGGCUUAGAUACAUUUUUUUUUUAAAUCUAUUUUUUUGGCGAAGAUAAGAUAUACGACGGGAUCCGGGACAUACAUGAAGAGACGCUGAGAGAUAGGGGGAGGGGGAGGGAGAAAAUGGGGAACACGGCGUCCUGCUGUGUGUCGGCGAGCCCGAAGCUUCGGAGAAACGCUCAUUCUCGGCUGGAUUCCUACCAGCCCGAGCCGGACCUCAGCCGAGAAGAUACGGGCUGCAACCUCCAGCACAUCAGCGACAGGGAGAACAUCGAUGAUCUGAACAUGGAGUACAACCCUUCAGACCACCCACGGGCCAGCACCCUGUUUCUCAGCAAGUCACAGACGGACGUGCGGGAAAAACGAAAAAGUCUCUUCAUGAAUCACUUAGCACAUAUUUUGGAAGCUAAGCACGGCCGAGCGAGGCGAAAGUACAGCUCCUGCUCCACCAUAUUCCUGGAUGACAACACCGUCAGUCAGCCCAACCUGAAACACACUAUUAAAUGCGUAGCGCUGGCGAUUUAUUACCAUAUAAAGAACAGAGAUACCGACGACAGGACGCUGCUAGACAUCUUUGACGAGAAACUGCACCCCCUCUCGAAGUCGGAAGUGCCGUCGGACUACGACAAGAAUGACCCGGAGCAGAAGCAGAUUUACCGUUUCGUGCGGACCCUCUUCAGCGCGGCUCAGCUGACGGCAGAAUGCGCCAUCGUCACCCUGGUCUACCUGGAGAGGUUGCUGACGUACGCCGAGAUGGACAUCUGCCCCGGAAGCUGGAAGCGCAUCGUGCUGGGGGCCAUACUGCUGGCCUCCAAAGUGUGGGACGACCAGGCCGUGUGGAACGUAGACUACUGCCAGAUCCUGAAGGACAUCACCGUGGAGGACAUGAACGAACUGGAGCGGCAGUUUCUGGAGCUGCUGCAGUUCAACAUCAACGUCCCGUCCAGCGUCUACGCCAAGUAUUACUUUGACCUGCGCUCGCUGUCCGAGGCCAACAACCUGGGCUUCCCCUUGGAGCCGCUCAGUCGGGACAGGGCCCAGAAGCUGGAGGCGAUAUCCCGCCUGAGUGAUGAUAAGUACAGAGACUCUCGCAAAGCAACAAAGAAGAGGUCUAUGAGCGCAGACCAGCUCAGCGUCGUCCGAUGGGCCCCCGCCAUCAUAUCCUAACAGUGCCAAGAUGGGGGGGGGGGCUGUCCCCCUUCCACCACGAAGCCACCGGACCCAUACGACCUGCCCAGGUCACCUUUUUCAAAGUCUGGGGUCGAUGCCUCCACAGUGCCUCUGUUUGGUCCCACCUGGAAUCUUACUGGGAUCUUACCGGGAUCUUAUUGGGACUUACAACGAUCCUGGGGGAGACAAGACACUGAAGAGAAGUGGGAUCAUUGUGUGUUUCUUUCUGGCUCUGUUUCUUACACCCCCCCCCCCUCCCUGGGUCGCCAUGUCUUGCCGUUACCGUGAGUGAAUGCAAAUUGGGCAAAGAAUGCUACCAACGAUGAAGCAAUGAAUAGGGUUGCAGUGUCUGGUCGGGUCCCGUGAGUUUCGAUUGGCUCGUCUGAGCCAGUUCCCCUCAUAAGCACAGGAAGGGGCGGGUCUUUCCAGGUGUCCCAGUGCUUGUGUUCCCCCCCUGCCUUCUUUUAAAUAACAAAAGAAACAAAGGUCUAUUUUAGUCUCCGAUGCCAUUUUUCAAACUGAAUUGUUCCUGUUUAAUAUGAAGCGGUCUAAGCAUUUCAAGGUGCUUUCAAAAUCUUUUUCCUAUAGCUUUUUAGUUAAUCCCCUUUAAGUUAUGAAUAUUUGAUCCCAGUGAGGUGAUUGGACGUUCUUGUCAGGUAAUGGCCACUAUCUGGAGAACCUUCGGACUUUUAUUCCUGUUUCCAUGGUAAGGUUCACCAGGGAGACCCUCCAUUAAGUGCCCCUGACAGAGACUACAAUGCCAGUCUAGGGUGACUUUCUUUGUGGACCAUAAUGCACUUCUGUGUGUGAGUGUGGCGACAUCCCUCAUCGAACCAGUAGACACAUGUAUCUCCAGCCAGUUACCUACUUUACCCUCCCACAUUCCUUACAUUCCUGUUUCACCAACAGAUGUGUGUAUUUGCGGUCAUGUGUCCUGAUAACCGCAGACAGGUUCCAUUAUGGCUAAAAAGGAAAGGAAAUGUGCCAAAAUUUCAUAUCAUCAGUUUAUUUCUCUGUUUUCAUUCUUUUAUUGCAGUUUGAGGUUAGGGAUCAUGGACUGUGUGAAAAUUAGGUUCAUAACAGCUGCCUGUGCCCAUUUCACAUGCUUACGGAGUAUCACCGUUACCAUGGCAAUGUCAAACACUGCCUUCCUCGCCGUCCACUCCCCCGUCGGAAGAAAGUCCACUGUAAUCUGUGACCCAGAACCCAACCUGGAAUCUCCAUGUGUUUAAUUAUGGAUGGAAAAGCAGGAGUUAAACUGUGUCGAAAUGGGCAGGACAGUCACCCCCAGAAUAUGUGGAGCCUCAAGAAGCAGAGACCUGAGUUGGGUUGUAGUAGCAACUGUUUUGAAGCCACUGAAAUGCCUGUAGGGGUUUGCCGUCCACAUUAAACAGGAAAGCGAUGAAGGGAAAGCAACUGAGGUUUGAGCCAAUCAUUGUGCAUAUUGCUGAUCAUGUGACCGUAGCGUCAGCCGUAGCGCUUACACGCUCCAAAAACAGACUGUAAUGCCGUUUACUGGUGAAGUUCUUAAGUUCUGAACCAGUUUAAGGACAAAUGCGGACAGGUGAUCAGUACUUCAGGGGCCAACCAUGAGGUCCCAUGAGUUUGAACAGGUUCCUGCAUUAAGUAACAUCAUCUGUUUGUAAAAAUAAAAAAGCAUUGCCUUUGUUUUGUACCAUGUGAUGAAAUAUUAAAUGCUCUGAAAGACAUUAAGUUAAAUAUUAAUUUAUUAAAUAUUUAAAGAAAAUCAUUAUCUGGUUCACUGAUGUAACUAUUCCACGAUGUUUUAACCAAACAAUUUUAAAUUUGGGCUGAAUAAAUUAUAAAAAUAAUUGAAAA
Molecule: messenger RNA, 3964 nt
Organism: Paramormyrops kingsleyae
Lineage: Eukaryota; Metazoa; Chordata; Actinopteri; Osteoglossiformes; Mormyridae
Product: cyclin-Y-like
Biological process (GO): regulation of cyclin-dependent protein serine/threonine kinase activity
Molecular function (GO): protein kinase binding
Source: RefSeq, a predicted model, not a curated record